AUGGGUCAGGGACAGAGCGGCACAGAGAAAGAGGUGACUCUUCAGAACAUCCAGGAGCUCUACCGCAAGUUUGCCAGCGAAUGCCCGAGUGGAAACCUGCACCUGCAUGAAUUCAAGAAGAUCUUUGGAGUCAACAGCAGAUCCUCUGAAGAAGAAUCUGCUUACAUGGACAAUCUGUUCCGAUCAUUUGAUACCAAUAAGGACGGUCACAUCGACUUCCUGGAGUAUGUAACAGCGGUGCAUCUUGUUCUUCGAGGGAAACUGGAGGACAAGCUGAAGUGGUCUUUUAAAGUUUACGACAGAGAUGGAAACGGCUGCCUGGACAGACAAGAAGUACGACACAUAAUCAAAAUCAUCCACAAGAUAAAGAAACACAACAACCCGAGCGUCACGGACACAAAUGUUGAAGAUGUUUGUGACAGAAUAUUUGAACUGGUGGACAAGAACAGAGACAGUCGGAUUUCUUUAGAGGAAUUUAUCGAGGGCGCUGAAAAGGACCCGUGGCUGAUGGAUCAGCUCAAACUGGACAUCGGGCCCUGCGAUUGGUUCAUUGAGCGGCAGGAGAAGACACAGUGA
Messenger RNA from Labrus bergylta (ballan wrasse), 576 nucleotides. Its product is annotated as guanylyl cyclase-activating protein 2-like. NCBI's taxonomy places the organism in Eukaryota, Metazoa, Chordata, Actinopteri, Labriformes, Labridae. The record is from RefSeq and is a predicted model, not a curated record. Gene Ontology annotation, molecular function: calcium sensitive guanylate cyclase activator activity; calcium ion binding. Gene Ontology annotation, cellular component: cone photoreceptor outer segment; photoreceptor inner segment. Gene Ontology annotation, biological process: visual perception.